Molecule: messenger RNA, 591 nt
Organism: Papilio machaon (common yellow swallowtail)
Lineage: Eukaryota; Metazoa; Arthropoda; Insecta; Lepidoptera; Papilionidae
Product: mitochondrial pyruvate carrier 2
Exons: 3
Coding region: 158-505 (115 amino acids)
Biological process (GO): pyruvate import into mitochondria
Cellular component (GO): mitochondrial inner membrane
Molecular function (GO): pyruvate transmembrane transporter activity
Source: RefSeq, a predicted model, not a curated record
UGAGACAAGACAAAUCAAAAUGAUAGAAAAACUGACAAAUUGGAAAGUGCCAACCAGUGGCAAUACAAAUUUUAAUUUUAAUGACUUCUAUUAUAUCUUAGUAACUGAUACCAUUCCUGAUAGUUGAACAUUAAAUUUACAGCAAUAUACUGUGACAAUGUCGAAAAUAUAUAAAACUUUGAUAUCGGCUACAGACAAAUUUGUCCCAGCUAAACUUCGUCCGCUAUGGAAUCAUGAAGCUGGUCCUAAAACCAUAUUCUUUUGGGCUCCAGCAUUUAAAUGGGCUCUCGUGGCUGCAUCUAUAGACGAUUACAGACGUCCAUUAGAUAAGGUCUCUACCACACAAUCGGCUACGCUAUCCGCAACAGGUCUUAUCUGGACCCGUUAUUGUCUAGUUAUUAGACCUAUUAACUAUUCACUGUCUAUAUGUAACUUCGCUUUAGGAUUAGCGAAUGGCAUACAAUGUUUUAGGGCCUACCGAUACCAGAAUUAUUUGAAAGCUUGAAAGUUGAUAAUUCUAAAUCAGGGAUUCCCAAAGCAUUGCUAAUUCUCACUCUGAUUUCUUCUAUUGACCUAAGUCAAAAUUAAAAA